Messenger RNA from Aspergillus saccharolyticus JOP 1030-1, 1924 nucleotides. Its product is annotated as acyclic terpene utilization AtuA family protein. The coding region runs from base 33 to 1835 and encodes 600 amino acids. Lineage: Eukaryota; Fungi; Ascomycota; Eurotiomycetes; Eurotiales; Aspergillaceae. The record is from RefSeq and is a predicted model, not a curated record. The transcript is spliced from 2 exons.
UGAUUACCGCCGAUUUUCUGAGCGAGGCCAACAUGCCUGCCGGGGCAACACGCCGAAUGGACCAGCUGCAAGCGCGGAAUGAACAGGUCCAAACGGGCCGGAAAUCCGCCAAUCCCACGCCCGCGCCUGCAUAUGAGCUGUCAUUUCUACACGCUCUCGAGCCGGCUCUGGUGGACCUAGCCAAGUAUCGGAUGAGACUGGCGGUCAACGCAGGCAAUGCCGAUACGGAGGGUCUGUACGAGGCUGUCGUGCAGUUGGUGAAAUCGAAAGGACUGGACCUCAAGGUCGCUUGGGUAUCUGGAGAUCAGGUCCUGUCGACCGUCAAGGAUGCGCUGUUGUCGGGCAAGUCCGACCUCCAGAACAUCUAUACCGGCCAGUCGCUGUCGGACUGGCCGUUCGAGCCGAUCUCCGCGCAGUGCUACCUUGGCGGACUAGGGAUUGCCGCCGCUCUUGCGAACGGCGCGGACAUCGUCCUCUGCGGACGAGUCGCGGACGCAUCGGCCGUGAUUGGGGCCGCAUACUGGUUCCACAGCUGGAAGCGCAGCGACCUGGACCGACUCGCCAAUGCUUUCGUCGCCGGCCACCUGAUCGAAUGCAGCAACUACGUCUGCGGCGGCAACUUCACCGGCUUCAAGAUGCUCGAAUCCCUCAACGGCCGGGACGGAUGGACCAAUAUCGGAUAUCCGAUUGCGGAGAUCUCCUCGGAGGGGCAAGUGAUCAUCACGAUGCAAAACUCCGCCGUGGGUGGCGCCGUCACGGUCGACACCUGCACGGCGCAACUGCUGUACGAGAUCCAAGGCCCGCGCUACCUCAACUCGGACGUCACCGCACUGCUCAGCGAUAUCUCGUUCGAGCAGCUCGGGACGAACCGCGUGGCGCUGCACGGGGUGGGAUCCGCACCCCCGCCCGCGACGACCAAAGUCGGUAUCAGCGCGCGGGGGGGGUUCCAAGCCGAGGCGAGUUACUUCCUGGUGGGACUCGACAUCCCCGCCAAGGCGCGCAUGCUGGAGGCGCAGAUCCGCCACCUCCUCGCCCCCUAUGCCGCCGGUUUUACGCAACUGACCUUCUCCACGCUAGGGUCCGCGCCCGACGACCCGCGCACCCAGGACAGCGCCACCGUGACCUUCCGCGUCGUCGCGCAGGCCCGCACCGCCGACGCCCUCGCGCCCUCCCGGUUUCUGCGGCCCAUCACCGACAACAUCAUGCAGGGCUACCCGGGGGCGACCUGGCACAUUGACACCCGCCAGGGCUUCCCGCGGCCCAUCUUCGAGUACUUCGUCUGUCUUCUGCCGCAGACGGACAUCCAGCACCGCGUGCAUCUUCCCUGGCAGAGAACGGCCGAGGGUGACCAACCCCCCGGAGUCAUAGACAUUCCCCCGCCCCCUUCGUCUCCCCUGCAAUCCCAAAUACCAUCCCCACCUCCCAUCCCUCCCGCACCCGCAUCACCAAACCUUCUCUCCAGCAAACCCUUCGGCCCAACCACCCCGGCCCCACUAGGCUGGAUCGUCUACGCCCGCUCCGGCGACAAAGGCCCCGACGCCAACUGCGGCUUCUGGGUGCGCCAUGCGGACGAAUUCCCCUGGUUGCGGUGCGUGCUGACGGAGACGACCAUCCGGGAGCUCUUGGGGCCGCAAUACACAUCCAAUCCCGAUCUGAAAGUGGAGCGGUUCGAGCUGCCCCAUCUCCGGGCGGUGCACUUCUUGUUUCGGAAUCUGUUGGACCGCGGGGUGUGCGCGACGGUGACGGUGGAUUUUCUGGGGAAGAACGUCGCCGAGUUUUUGCGGGCAAGGGUUGUGGAUGUGCCGGUGCGGUUCUUGGAGCAGGGGAGGUUGUAGUCUCUUUCUUUUUUCUUUGGGUAGGUAGCAUUUCUUGGGGGGGUGGGGUUGAGGAUGACGCUACCUAGCUGGGAUUGGGGCUAGCGGAC